UUUAUCUACAUGCAUCCAAGCUCCACAAUACAGUUUCUUGUGUGUGAAAGGGGAAAAGCACUGCAACCAUGAGUUUUUUUGAAAAGCUGAAAAACUUACACUGUGGCCCUCCAGCUCCACCCAAAAGACUAGAUAUUAAUGCUGAAUGUGGUUGGUCUGAGGAUGAAUUAGUUGAAGAAAAUGGUGAUACAUAUGAAGCUCCCCCUUGUGAGCGUCCUACCAUCAAAGUUCAGCAUCGGCUUAUAGAAGAGGAUGUAUACCUUGGUUACCCUGAAAAGCCAUCAAGGCCCUUAAAUCCUCAAAGACAGGCAGCGCCACCACCAAGACCAGCCAAGAUCACACCUAAAGUGAAAUCACCCAAGGCAUUACCUGACCCAGGGGAGUACAACAUCGAUUCCAACAACAAAAAAUGUCAUGAAGUCUUUCACAAAGAUUGGGCUGGAAAGAAGAUGGCCACUAGGAAGAGCCCUCCUGCAAUACCAGCAAUACCUGCUCCUAAACUAGAAGAAGAUGUUUACCUGGAUCCAAAUGAAGGACAGAAUGAGCGAGAACCUGUACAUGAUAUAUAUGUGGAACCUACAACAGCAUGUUCUCCAAUACCACGUGAUGUUGUUCACAUCCUUCCACCUAAAACAAUAGGGAGAGAUCUUCUGCUACCUGUUGUGAAACCACCUGUCCCCAGGGCUAAAUCUACCUCACUCAUCACCAGUGAAGCAGAUGUGAAGAGCCUCACCAUUCCUCCCCACAUGGCAUUAUCUACCCAAAACAUGAAACCUUCUCUUGCCAUCGAGGCCAUGAAAGAGACCAAGCCCAGCUCACCCAUUUCUCCUGCUACAGACAGUAUUGUACCAGGGACAUACCAUGAAGAACAGGAGUUAGAACUGCAAGACAAAGAGUGGUUUGCUGGGAUAUGUGGACGCAAAACUGCAGAGGAGGCCUUACUGAAAGUCAAUAAGGAUGGCUCCUUUAUGGUUAGAUGCAGCACAGCUCAGAAUGCACAACAACCUUUUACUCUAGUCGUGCUUUUUAAUCAGAAAGUCUACAACAUUCCUGUGCGCUUCCUGAAGGACUCUCGCAGCUACGCCCUGGGCAAAGAGGGGAAAAAAUGUGAGGAGCUUUUUGGCAGCCUACAGGAGAUGAUUUGCCAUCAUAAGGAUAACCCUCUUUUGCUGAUUGACAGCAAGAGUCAGGCCAAACAUACCACUUACCUUACAUACCCUGUACACCUGUAACACAUUAAAAUUCAUGAAAAUAGGUAUAUAUUAUCAACACUCUUACAUAUCUAGUUAGGAAAGCUCAAUUUCAGACCAACAAAACAUUUAUAUUGUGGAUAUAUGCAAUAUACACUAUUCCUAUUAUUUUUUCUUUCAUUUUGCAUAAUGUGAAUGCACAUAAUAGCAUUUUUAAAAAUAAAUUACUUAAUGCAAUACUUAAAUAA
Molecule: messenger RNA, 1438 nt
Organism: Clarias gariepinus (North African catfish)
Lineage: Eukaryota; Metazoa; Chordata; Actinopteri; Siluriformes; Clariidae
Product: B-cell linker protein
Exons: 19
Coding region: 69-1232 (387 amino acids)
Biological process (GO): intracellular signal transduction; cell surface receptor protein tyrosine kinase signaling pathway
Source: RefSeq, a predicted model, not a curated record